Daldinia loculata is the source of this 698-nucleotide messenger RNA. Its product is annotated as kinase-like domain-containing protein. The record is from RefSeq and is a predicted model, not a curated record. The coding region runs from base 47 to 592 and encodes 181 amino acids. NCBI's taxonomy places the organism in Eukaryota, Fungi, Ascomycota, Sordariomycetes, Xylariales, Hypoxylaceae. Gene Ontology annotation, molecular function: protein kinase activity; ATP binding. The transcript has a single exon. Gene Ontology annotation, biological process: protein phosphorylation; regulation of mRNA processing; spliceosomal complex assembly.
CAUUACUAGGUCGCAUCGUAUCAUCCAUUACUUAUCUCCAGACACUAUGAAACCCUUUCAGCGUUUAUACCAACCAGCUGUGGAAGAUACCGGGGAAGUAGAAGACAGGGAGAGGUACCGGCUGGGUGGAUAUCACCCAAUUCAUUUCAAUGAUAACCUGGGACCUAACGAACGAUUUAAUGUCAUUCAUAAACUCGGGUGGGGCGUGAGCUCUACUGUGUGGCUAUGUUUCGACAAAGAGUCUAGGUACUACAGGUCAGUCAAGGUCAUGACUGCAGACGAAUCAGUAGAAGACUGUCCAGAACUUCACAUAAUGAAAGCCUUCGGUGACAUUAGCCACCGAGAACUCGAAGAUAAUCAUAUCAUUAUACCGCAUGAAUACUUCUGGAUCCAGGGGCCUAAUGGUCGCCAUCUUUGUCUAGUUUCGGACCUCCUUGGCCCAAGCUUAUUUAGGAAUUCGCCUCUCGGCACCGGAAUCUAUACCCCGGAUAUUUUAACAAACUUGACGUAUCAGGUCAGCAAGGGACUACAGUAUCUUCAUAAGAAAGGAAUUUGCCACGGAGGUAGGUACCCGACUCUAAGAACUACCUAAGCGUAUAAGAAAUAAUAUUAACGUGAUAAGACCUAAGGCCAAGCAACAUACUUAUGCAGUUACAUCAGUAUAGUUUGAUGGAAUUACCUGAUAGUCGGCUCUAUAG